Aspergillus japonicus CBS 114.51 is the source of this 556-nucleotide messenger RNA. RefSeq lists its product as uncharacterized. NCBI's taxonomy places the organism in Eukaryota, Fungi, Ascomycota, Eurotiomycetes, Eurotiales, Aspergillaceae. The coding region runs from base 86 to 436 and encodes 116 amino acids. The record is from RefSeq and is a predicted model, not a curated record. The transcript has a single exon.
ACAUGAAUAUCAGGAGGCAAAUGAACCUGAAGACAAUGAGAAAAGUCUUGUCCCGAGACUCUCCUGAGCCUCCAAGUUUAUAGUCAUGACCGGUUCAGUACUAUUCCUCAUGAAGUGGACUGCCCAUCGCCCACCCAUCCUAUCGUCAGUUCAGAGUACUGUACUGUACAAAGCACACCACCACCACCACUACUACCACCACCAACCCUCACCACCUUCUCAACCCAUCACCCAUCACCCCUACCCUUCACCCCUUCCACCGAAAAGAAAAAAACCCCACUCCCACCCCCGUCCCCGUCCCGAAAUGAAGGUGAUCGAGUGUCAAACGCCCGAGUGGGCAGCGGCUCUCCACCCGGGGCCACUAACGGGUUUCAUCGGGAGCCUGGCCGCAAUCAAUCCCAAACCGAGCCCUAAGUUGAGUGAAGCAUAUAAGUAGGUUUACAGGGUCUGCAGCACCCGCCCCAGCGCCAUGCUUUUUGUUUUUUUUCUUUUUCGGUCGUUAUCAACCAAGAUCUGUGAUCUGCGGUGCUCUGCUAUCCUUUCCUUAGAGCUGUGC